Messenger RNA from Paecilomyces variotii, 3403 nucleotides. RefSeq names its product valyl-tRNA synthetase. Bases 1 to 3132 code for a protein of 1043 amino acids. Gene Ontology annotation, biological process: valyl-tRNA aminoacylation. Gene Ontology annotation, molecular function: valine-tRNA ligase activity; ATP binding; aminoacyl-tRNA deacylase activity. Gene Ontology annotation, cellular component: cytoplasm; cytosol. The record is from RefSeq and is a predicted model, not a curated record. NCBI's taxonomy places the organism in Eukaryota, Fungi, Ascomycota, Eurotiomycetes, Eurotiales, Thermoascaceae. The transcript is spliced from 5 exons.
AUGACGGAGGCAAAGCCCGACAGGGACCAGGCGAAGGAAAAGGCCAAGGCGGAAAAGGCUGCCAAGUUCGCUGCGAAGCAGGCGAAGCUGAAGGAAAAGCAGCAGCAGCAGAACUCGAAUAAGACGCAGGCACAGGCGCAACCCAAGAAAGAGAAAGUCGUCGAGACACUCCCUCCCUUCCAGGACCCUACCCCGCCUGGGGAGAAGAAGCAGAUCCAGUCGUUCGACAGCCCGCAUUUCUCUGCCUACAACCCCGGAGCGGUCGAGUCGUCCUGGUACACAUGGUGGGAGAAGAGCGGAUACUUCCGUCCUGAGUCCGGCAGGAAUGAUGUCGAUGGAAAAUUCGUUAUUCCCCUUCCUCCGCCAAAUGUCACCGGUGCUCUGCACUGCGGUCAUGCUCUGGCCAACUCGUUGCAGGAUACGCUUAUCAGAUGGCACCGCAUGAAGGGUUACACGACGUUAUGGGUUCCCGGCUGUGACCACGCCGGUAUCUCGACUCAGUCCGUCGUCGAGAAGAUGCUCUGGAGGAAGGAGAAGAAGACCCGCCACGACCUUGGCCGUGAGAAGUUCACUCGUCUUGUCUGGGACUGGAAGGAUGAAUACCACCAGCGCAUCAACAAUGCGCAGAGACGUAUGGGAGGUUCCAUGGACUGGUCGCGUGAGGCCUUCACUAUGGAUGAGCAACUUACUGCUGCCACCAUGGAGGCUUUCUGCCGCCUCUUCGAAGAGGGCUACAUCUACCGUUCCGACCGCUUGGUGAACUGGUGUACUCAGCUCAACACUGCGUUGAGUACUCUUGAGGUCGAGAACAAGGACAUCCCUGGCCGGACCUUGCUCUCCGUCCCCGGUUACGAGAAGAAGGUCGAGUUUGGUGUGUUGACCCACUUCAAGUAUCAGAUCGACGGAUCCAACGAGACCGUUGAGGUCGCCACGACCCGUCCCGAGACCAUGCUGGGUGACUCCGGUAUUGCUGUGCACCCGGAUGACAAGAGAUAUACCCACCUCGUCGGCAAGUAUGCGCGUCAUCCGUUCACGAACCGUCUUCUGAGGAUCGUUGCGGAUACCUAUGUCGACCCUGAAUUCGGUACUGGUGCUGUGAAGUUGACGCCUGCUCACGACUUCAACGACUACCAGCUCGGUCAGCGCCACAACCUCGAGUUCAUCAACAUCCUGAAUGAGGACGGCACCCUGAACGAAAAUGCGGCUCAGUUCAAGGGACAGAAGCGUUUUGAUGCUCGUUACACCGUCGUGGAAGAGUUGACGAAGCUGGGUCUCUUUGUGAAGAAGGAGUCCCAUGCCAUGAAGAUCCCGCUGUGCGAAAAGUCCAAGGAUGUCAUCGAGCCCUUGAUCAAGCCUCAGUGGUGGAUGCGUAUGAACGAAAUGGCAGAGGCAGCCGUCAAGGCUGUUGACGAGGGAAAGAUCACUAUUGCCCCUGAGACUGCCAACAAGUCAUACAAGCGCUGGUUGUCCUCCAUCAAUGACUGGUGUCUGUCCAGACAACUUUGGUGGGGUCACCGUAUCCCUGCUUACCGCGUCAUCUUCGAUGGAGAGUCGUCUUCUGAAAACGCUGAGACUCGCUGGGUUGUAGGAAGGACGGCCGAGGAGGCUCACGCGAAGGCCAAGGCGAAGUACGGAGACAAGGAGUUCCGUCUGGAGCAAGAUCCCGACUGCUUGGAUACCUGGUUCAGCAGUGGACUCUGGCCCAUGGCUACUCUCGGCUGGCCGAACACCGAGAAGCCCGACUUCAAGAACUUCUUCCCCACGAGUCUGCUGGAGACUGGAUGGGAUAUCCUGUUCUUCUGGGUUUCUCGUAUGAUUAUGCUGUCGCUGAAGCUUACCGGUGAAGUGCCCUUCAGCGAGGUCUACUGCCACAGCUUGAUUCGUGACUCCGAAGGUAGAAAGAUGAGCAAGUCUCUCGGUAACGUCAUCGACCCUCUGGAUAUCAUCCACGGUAUCGACCUUCAGGCGCUUCACGACAAGCUCCUUGUUGGAAACCUUCAAGAUAGCGAGAUCGAGAGGGCAACCAAGUACCAGAAGACUGCCUUCCCUCAAGGCAUUCCAGAGUGCGGAGCUGACGCCCUCCGGUUUACUCUCCUCUCCUACACCACUGGUGGAGGAGACAUUAACUUUGACAUCAAGGUCAUGCAUGCUUACCGCCGCUUCUGUAACAAGAUCUGGCAGGCUAGCAAGUAUGUCAUGGGUCGCCUUCCCCAGGGCUUUGUCCCAACUGCUAAGCUGGACACCUCGAAGCUUUCUCUCCCCGAGAAGUGGAUCCUCCACCGCAUGAACGUUGCUGUCAAGGGUGUGAACGAAGCCUUGGCUGCCCGUGAGUUCUCCAGAAGCACCAGGAUCAUCUACCAGUACUUCUACGAUGAGCUCUGCGACGUCUUCAUCGAGAACAGCAAGGCUAUCCUGUCCGACGGUACCCCUGAAGAACAGGCCAGUGCCCAGCAGACUCUGUACCGCGCGUUGGAUGUUGCCCUCCGCUUGGUUCACCCCAUCAUGCCUUUUAUCACCGAGGAGUUGUGGCAGCGUCUUCCCCGUAUGCAGGGAGACUCGACUGAGACGAUCAUGCUUGCGCCCUACCCAGAGUUCGACGCCAGCCUCGAGUUUGAGCAGGAUGCUGCCAACUACGAGCUGGGACUGAAGUGUGUCAUGGGUAUUCGCUCGUUGAUCGCUGAGUUCAACGUCCGCAACGAUGGACGUGCGUUUAUCAGGGCCUCGACCCCUGCCAGCCACGCCAGCAUUGAGCCUCAGGCUUCUGCUAUCAAGGCUCUUUCCGGCAAGGCGAUCACCGAGCUCAAGGUCCUCGGUCCUGAUGCCCCCGAGGAUGCCACUCCCCUUGGCUGCGCUAUCUUUGUCAUCUCUGCCGACAUCGUCGUCAUGGUCGACGUGGCUGCCGGCCUGACCGACAUCAACGCUGAGAUCAGCAAGCUUCGCAAGAAGCUCCAAAAGAGCCAGACCACGAUCCAGAAGCAGAACGAGGUCCUGACCCGUGAAGGCUUCGAAGAGAAGGUCAGCGAGGUCGUGCGCAGUGCUGAAAAGCAGAAGCUUGCCGACGCCGAGGCCGCGACGGAGAACUACAAGCGAACAAUCGAGCAGUUUGAGAAGAUGAGCCUGGGAAGUGCUUGAAUUCGAAAUUUCAAGUGCACUACUACUUCUUCUACUUAUAGAGGAAAUCAUGAUUCGAGUAUAUGAAAGAAAAGAAUCUCAGCGCUUUUUUUCUUGUUGUUUCUCCAUCUCAUGGUCUAUGUGAUGUGUAUGCGUGAUGUCCUAGCUUGUUAGAUAGGCCGUACAAAUAUAUUAAAUUAUGAAUCACAUCUCUUUGAACAUCGAGAGUUCUUCUUGCUAGGAUCCAUGGAAUGGAUGAUCGUCAAUGCAACGUAUUCUAGGAAAUCUAUAA